UUGUCCACGCAACGCUCCACCGAGCCACACGCGUCUCAAGCCAAGCCACGUCCCAGGGCUCCACGAGCACCACGCCGCUCACUCCGUGGCCCUCCUUGGCACCGUUGCGCGUGUUGCUACCAACUCAAGCUCAAGGCAUGGCCGACGUGGCAACAGCGCGCAGCAAAUCGAGAUGCUCUGUGGAAAUGCACACGCCCAAGUUCACAAGUCGCCACCCUCUCAUGCCCCAGAGAUACGUCAUGCCGUGGAAACAGGACAUGAAGAACAGGGCACUCAUCCUCGAGAAUGCGAAGAGAGCAGGUCUGUACUGGGGGCCUCACGAAGAAAGCCUCUUCUUUGAUCGCGCCCAAAGACUCUGCCACGGGCAAGGGGGCUUCUACGUGGAGGCACCUUUCUGCCUCGCGAUGGAGCGCUCUGCCCUUCUCCAACCCAGCCUCCACUCUCCGCUCUCUCGCCACCAGACUCUGCUCAAGGCGUGGAGAUGAAGUGUGUGGCAACGUCUCCACGUGCCCCCCCCCCCCCCCCAACUGCAUUGGCUUCAGAACACGUGGCUUUUUGUUUUGCUUGCCGAGUUGAUGUUGUUGCUUCCACGUGUAAUGCUGCCCACGUGUGCAUAGCAAGAAUAAAUAUAAGACUUCCAAGGAAUUUAGAUCAGGUGUGUUGCGUUCCAGCUAUUAUUUCAGAAUGUUUUUUUCAGUCUUUUGCAGUAUUGGAUACUGCAUAGGCUUUUAACUCAUUGGAAAUUGUUUGUUUUGCCAUUUCAUUUGAUCCUUGAACGAAUAUUUCACUUGAAUAUGAAUGUUGAAUACAGUCAUUUGUCCAUAAUAGAGGUUUUUGGGUUAGAUCCGCGGAUCUAACCCAAAACCUCUGUUAUGGAUGAUAUUGGUCGCGAAAGCCUACGUGUUAAACUGAGUCAUUUGUGUUUGAAACUGGCAUUGAAAGGACAGUACAUACUGUAAAGCUUAUACAAUUGAAGCACAACAAUUGUGAAAUAAAAUGAGUUGAAAACAAA
Lethenteron reissneri (Far Eastern brook lamprey) is the source of this 1012-nucleotide messenger RNA. RefSeq names its product sperm microtubule inner protein 10 (gene SPMIP10). The record is from RefSeq and is a predicted model, not a curated record. NCBI's taxonomy places the organism in Eukaryota, Metazoa, Chordata, Hyperoartia, Petromyzontiformes, Petromyzontidae.